Messenger RNA from Drosophila busckii, 1083 nucleotides. RefSeq names its product probable enoyl-CoA hydratase, mitochondrial (gene Echs1). The transcript is spliced from 4 exons. NCBI's taxonomy places the organism in Eukaryota, Metazoa, Arthropoda, Insecta, Diptera, Drosophilidae. Gene Ontology annotation, cellular component: mitochondrion. Gene Ontology annotation, molecular function: enoyl-CoA hydratase activity. Bases 108 to 986 code for a protein of 292 amino acids. The record is from RefSeq and is a predicted model, not a curated record. Gene Ontology annotation, biological process: fatty acid beta-oxidation.
GCAGCGAUUUCCCUAUGCGAAAUCUUAUGCUGCCGAGACUUGCCACUUGCCGGCAAAAAGCGUGAUCGUGUUUUGUUCUACACUGUUGCUCCAACGCUCCAAACAAAAUGGCCAACAUUGCUAAACUGUUCACUGUGCGUGCACAAACUCUGCUGCAGACAGCCGCCCGUCAGCCCCAAGUAGCCACACGCUUCAGCAGCUCCAACAGUUGGGAAUAUAUCAAGACCGAAGUGACUGGAGAGAAGAAAAAUGUUGCUGUUAUUACAUUGAACAGACCCAAGGCAUUGAAUGCUUUGUGCAAUGGCCUGAUGCUGGAGCUGUCCACUGCCUUGAAGAGCUAUGGCAAGGAUCAGAGCAUUGCUGCCAUUGUGCUGACUGGUAGCGAAAAGGCAUUCGCCGCUGGCGCUGACAUCAAGGAGAUGGCACCCAACACAUACUCCCAGUGCAUUCAGGGCAACUUCCUCAAUGAUUGGACUGAGGUGGCACGCACCCAGAAGCCAAUCAUUGCUGCUGUGAAUGGCUACGCGCUUGGUGGUGGCUGUGAGCUGGCCAUGAUGUGCGACAUUAUUUAUGCAGGCGAUAAGGCCAAAUUUGGCCAGCCCGAGAUUGCGCUCGGCACCAUUCCCGGCGCUGGUGGCACUCAGCGUCUAACGCGUGUGGUUGGCAAGUCCAAGGCUAUGGAAAUGUGCCUGACUGGCAACAUGAUCAAUGCCACAGAGGCCGAAAAGGUGGGUCUGGUUAGCAAGGUUAUCCCAGCUGAUCAGCUGUUGGGCGAAGCUGUUAAGCUAGGCGAGAAGAUUGGCACACACUCGAGCUUGAUUGUGCAGCUAUGCAAGGAGGCCGUCAACACAGCCUAUGAGACCACAUUGCAGGAGGGUCUGAAGUUCGAGCGUCGCACGUUCCAUGCUACCUUCUCGACUGCUGAUCGCAAGGAAGGCAUGCAAGCCUUUGUGGAUAAACGCCCCGCCAAUUUCAAGAACGAAUAAAUUAUGUAGAUAAACUACGUACGCAUCUACUCAGCCAGCAUUGCAUUUAUAAAACGCUACACGUUAUUUGUACGCAAAUAAAAAUUGUUAAACAACA